Messenger RNA from Caretta caretta (loggerhead turtle), 6957 nucleotides. It is a transcript of the gene TMEM45A, whose product is annotated as transmembrane protein 45A. The record is from RefSeq and is a predicted model, not a curated record. NCBI's taxonomy places the organism in Eukaryota, Metazoa, Chordata, Testudines, Cheloniidae.
GCGCCGGGAGCCCAUCGGAAGGCGCCGAGAAGGCAGCGCUCCCAAUGAAAGGCAAUCGGGGGGCGGUGCAGACAGGCGGCGCUGGACUUUAGCGCCCAGCGGUGCAGCCAGCUGAGGGACAGCUGGGCAGCUGCGGCGGGGCCCGCAUCCUCUGCAGACGACAAUUUGAGGCGUUCUCUACGUGCCGCGAAGAGGACGCGGGGCAAGGGGGUGUUAAUGUUUCACUCCCACUCGGAGAUGGGAGGCGGCGGGGACUCGGCGCACAGCUGGACGGUAAAGGUGGCUGAAGAGCCAGGCAACAGCCACAGAUUGGUCUCAGUUCAAGUUUAAACGGGCAAGAAAGCGGGAGGAAGAAAUUGCAAAGAAACAGACCAAGAUAGGUUUUUGCAUUAUAGAGAGACAUGGGUAAUUUCAAAGGUCAUGCUCUGCCUGGAAGUUUUUUCCUCCUCUUUGGCUUGUGGUGGUCAGUGAAGUACCCGCUAAAGUAUGUCUGUCGAAAGAACAAGAAUGCUUGUUACCUUGGUUCCAGAGCAGGAUUUCAGCGCUUGGAAUUUAUUGAGGGGAUCGUCAAAGCAGUAUUUGCCCUGAUUGGUAUGCUAGCUGAGCAGUUUGUUCCUGAUGGGCCUCAUCUGAAGUUGUAUAAUUAUGAGGAAAAACACUGGGAUCACUUGAUGAACUGGCAGCAUGCCACCAUGUAUCUCUUCUACAGCAUCUCAGGGCUGGUUGACAUUGUGGCUCAUGGCACCAGUGCAUUGCCUGUGGCCUUGGAUAGGAUGAUGCUUUCAUUAGCAGUUUUCAUUGAAGGUUUUCUCUUUUAUUACCACAUACAUGGGCGAGCCAUGCUGGAUUUUCACGUUCAUCAGUUACUUUUAGUGGCUAUCUUUGGAGCAGCCUUUUGCAUAUUUCUGGAAGUCUUCUUCCGUGGCAGCAUUGUCCUUGAGAUGCUCCGGACAAGUCUCUGCAUUCUGCAAGGUAGCUGGCUCUGGCAGAUUGGUUUUGUACUUUAUCCUCCAAAUGGGAGACUGGAAUGGAACCAAAUGGAUCACAAUAAUAUGAUGUUCUUGACAAUGUGCUAUUGCUGGCAUUAUGCCUUUGCUUUUCUUAUACUUGCAGUGAAUUACAGUAUUGUCAGCUGGGUAGUUCGUUCAAAGAUUAAACAGGCCCAGUCCGUGGAGAUGGGAUUACUGAAAACAUCUGAACGAGAUCAGGAAUCAGAAGACGAAAUCUAGUUUUGUAUAAAUUCUGUUUUACCACUUUGCCUUCUUCACCAUUAAGAUAAUUUUUACCUCAUUUCUAGACUAGUUUACCAUUUUGUUUGUUCUUCAUAUAACUCGCUAUGCAAGUAUCAUCCAUAAAGUACUGUAUGUACUUACUUCUACAUAAUUAGAUUCUUAUUUGCAGAGUGUAGGCCUGAUAUUAAUUUGUGGUGUUUCCAUUAGUACAUUGUUCAUCACACGCUUUAGUGGAAAAAUAUUUUCCUAUUAGCUGAACUUAGAUUGGAUGGGGUGACAUUGUCAAGUAAAAAUCAAUUCAGCCCAUUAAUAGCUGAGCAACAUGUUCUCCUCCUGCUGUUGGAGAAACUGGUAAAUUUCCAAAUAUAAAUAUGUCAAAAAAGCUAAAUUUGCUGAAUUGCCAGCCAUGUACAUAAAAUAACUGUACAGAACUUUAAAACAAUGGAAUAAGCACAUUAUUGAUGGAGACCUACAUCUGCAUUGUCAAGUAUAUUGAAGGAUAUCUUUGCUUGUAGUUUCAAAUGAAAUUGCAAAAAACUGCAAAUUGCAAACCCAUGUAGCAUUUAUCUACACAGUCUAUCCUUUGUUCGUUACAACAUGUGCUCUACCAAAUUUCUGCAAGGAGAUCAAAUAAGUGUAGAAAUGACCACUGGGAUUGCUCAUCAUGAGGGGAAGUUACUCAUUGCAGUGACUUGACACUCCUAUCACCCCUGUGCUUUGACAAGCAGUACAUUGACCCUACUUUACAGCCAGGGGCAUUGGAACAAUUUUUAUAGUGGGGGUGCUGAAAGCCUUUGAACAAAACUGUAAACCCUGUAUAUGAUGGAAACCUUACAUCAAGCCGGGGGGGGGUGUGCUGCAGCACUCCCAGCACCCUUAGUUCCACAUCGCUGUUCACAGCAAGUAUAGCAGCCUUUUAUAGAAAGGCUUGUGUGUGUCAAACAGAGCAACGUCAGGCGUCCAAGUUAACUCUGUACCCUAAAUUCAGCUCCUUUCCCAUACUGCAAUCUGGUGGGAUUUCAGUAAGGCACUGGGGCAGUCACAUGACUGGAUGCAGUGCACAAAUCCACAUGCUGUGCUCAGCAAUGGCAGCAUAUGUGCUUGGAUGCAGUCUGCAACUGAGGGACCUGAUCUGAUCUCUGUGCACUCUCUUGGAGGACGUUGAUCAUUGUAGAACAGAGUGCGGUAUGGACACAUGCACACAGUGAUCAUUUUAAAAUCAACUCCGCAGGCUUCUUUGUGCAUUUCUGAAUGUAUAGUAAUUUGUAUUGUACAAAUGAUUCUGUGAUGCCAGGUUUCUUCCACUCCUGCUGCAGUAAGGAUACAUUCCAAUAUGAAUUGUAGGAUUAGGAAAUGACUAAUACAUGGCAAAGAACAUUAGUGAGCCUUAUUGCAUGGAAGCAUACUGCCCCCAGGGGGUUCAAUACUUGAAGUACAUCUGUAACACAACUCAUUCUUCAAAAAGCCUAUAGUAGUAAUUGGUCAUGACUGGACAUCUGCCAUUCAGCAACAAUUACUCCUGGGAGAAUUCGGCAACAAAAAAUUAAAAACUCUGUUCACAAUAUUUUAAAAUUCUGCAUAUUUUAUUUGUCAAAAUAAUGCAAUAUAAUCACUCUGGUUCCAAUUAUUUUGGUAAUUUAUUUAAACUGCAAUAUAAUGGAUAGAGAAUGGGAGUGGGGAACAGAUCACCUUGCCUAAUAGUAAUGUAGCUAGGUUUGACCCUUUAUUUCAAGUCAACAAAUAUAUGCAGCCAUAUGCUCAGUGUUACAACAUAGGCAAAUGAAGACCAAGUAAGGGCAGGGGAAUCAAACUCACAAUUUAUGUUGGCUACUGACCAUCUCUGAAAGGUCACUAGCCAACAGUUCAUGGAGCACAUUGUGAUAGGAAAUUUUUUCAGUCCAAAAAUUUAGAGCAGUUCUAAUUACUAAAGCACCAUCAGCAUUUAUAAGGCCAUACUGUCUUUUAUCCUGGGCACUCUGGCAAUGUAAAGAAGCCUUAACACUUUUACACCUGUUUUAUACUCCUGGGGAAAUUCACAAAGACAAUGGGAACACUAAGCAGGCAGGCUGCUACAUUCUGCUCUGCCUGAGGGGACAGAGCCUGCCCCAUGCUUACCUCCUCAGAAACACCCCGAAGCCUGCCCCUCCAUGCUGAGCAUGCUGCAACAGCAAGUGAGAGGGACAGAGUGUCUCUCUCUCUCUCUCUCUCUCUCUCUCUCUCACGUGCAUCCCCCUCCCGGCAGUGAUUUACGUUUCUACCGGCUGCCCAAACUGACCUGCCUGCACUGCUGGGAAGGGGCACAUGACCGCUCUUGUGGCUUCCCUGCCAGAAGUCAUUUUUCUGUGGAGAAGCAAAGAAAUCUGCGGGGGACAUGAAUUCUGUGCACGCACAGUGAUGCAAAAUUCCCCCAGGAGUAAACAGUUGCUGUUAUUGUAGGUUCCACUGCCAGAUAAGUGAGUACAAUAGGAAUUCUGAAGGCAGUGAUACACAGCAGCCAUCAACUGUAGGGCAGUUACUCUGCAAAAGGAGCCUCUUGCUUUCAGAAUACAUCCUUUUAAAAUAUUAAUAUUUAUAUAUUGUACACAUUGCAUUUAAAAACAGGAUGUUGCACAGUAACGUAAUGUAAAAAUUCCAGUUGGACAGUAAUGUAAUGUAAAAAUUCCAGCCCACUGAGUCUGAAACUAGAGACAUACUUUUUUUUCUCUUAGUGGUCUCAUGUUUUCAUCAGACACUCCAAGGCAAGAUCCCAGUUCUGCAGUCCUUAUGUAAGCAGUCAUACUCACUGAUGGAGGUGAGUAAGGGCGGCAGGAUCUGGACCUAAAUUUGUGGGCUUCAUCUGAAUUUAUCCUUGUCCCUUCGAUAUAAAGCAGAAAAAAAGUAUAGCUUAAAUAAAGCUAAUUACAGUAAGCCUAUAUAAAACUAUUAUUUAAAGUAGUUUAUAGCUGUAAGGAAACCCAAGGAUAAGGAGAAAAGCUCAAGACCCUUUACCUAUAGCUACUUUAUCUUUAAAUGCACACAAAUACACUAUAGACUAAAUUUUUCAGGGAAUCUUCCCUUCAGCUGCCAGUUCUUUAAAGGUUGGAGCUGGUCACUUUAGAAGAAUUUCCGGCUUUUCAGAGCUUUUCUAAUAUAAGCUACAUUUUAAAAUCUUUAACUCUGACCUAAAUUUAAAAAUGGUGCACAUGUUAAAUUGACCGUUAAGCACUUUGCUCAGGUACAGCACAGGCAGCAGCAAUGCAAGCGUUCUCAUUGCCCUGCCAAUAACCAUACUUAGUACUGUAAAACUGUUAAUGUGCCUCAAGCCCUGAUCUGAAGGGACCAUGUAAGCAGGAGAAGAGGGCAGUAACUCACUGAGCACUGGAAACGUUAAAGGAUGCAGUUUGCUUGGAGUAUUUUUUUCAAUAUAAAAGAUUUUAGAUGGUCACUUUGAAUUACUUCUGGUCCCCACCAAGUAUCUUGCUACUUGUCUCUAGAUCUGAGAAUAAUUAUGGAUUACUAAUAAAUAUGAACCUGAAUCAAAACCUUGGAACAGAACACUCCCAAACUUUCCAUCUAAAUUCUUAUACUACCCAUCACUGUGAGAUGGGAAAGUUUAGAUCCAGAUCCAAACUUUACAGUUGGUAUCCAUUGCUAAAUAAUCAUUUGUUCUUCUGUAGUGCCUUUCACUGGAGGCUUUUGCAACUCUUUGCAAACCUUAAUGAAGUCUGCUUCACAAUACUCCUGUGAGUUAGGUGUCAUUGCUCCCAUUUUAUAUAUGGGCAUUUCCAUAUCAGCAGGGUUUAGUCAUACUGCAGUCCAUGACAUUACCUUCAUAGUGCAGUUGAAACUCAGGAGGAAGUGGUACCUACCCCACUCUGCAAAUCUAGGAUUUUUGUGGCACUCGAAGGGCCAUAUUCUCCCAUUAAUUACACUAGUGGAGCCUCAUGAAAAUAAAAUUUUCUGCGGGCAUAAAUGAAGGCAGCUCCAUUGAGUUCAAAAGAAUUUUGUCUGUUUACACCAGCAGAAGAUUUGGCUCAGUGUGGUUGUCAUUGAACCAGAGACAAUGACCAUAAUAAAAAAAAAUGUCCAUAGGGCAGCCUGGGGUUGAACUCAAGGUGCUAACCAGAGUUAAAAGCAGCAUUGCUGUGUCUUAAUUGCUAUUCUAACCUGAGUUAUCCAAUGUGGAUUAGCUAACCAAAUGAAGAAUACACUUUUCUGGAGGGGCAAUGUAGACAUACCCUAAAAGUGGAUGCCUCUUUGCUCCUCCUUUCCCUGUCUCAGCCCUAGAAUUCUGACACUGAACUCUUGGAAUUACCAGAGUUCAGGUAAUUAAACCCUGGCAUAAUUCCAUCAGUGGUGAUAAUGCCAUAGGUUGUUGUGAGGGAAAAAUCAGAUAUGAUUCACAAUCUGCUGAGAAGGGACAUGUACAGCUCCCUGUGCUAGAUUUAGUGAGUGAUCCAUUCAGGUGUCUGAGAAUUGGAUGACCAAGUUUGCUGGGUACAUUUUGUCUGUUUUAGGCAGAUAGAAAUCUCCAGAAAUGACACUUCCAGAAUUCCAAUUUAGAAGUUAGAAGUCAACACUUUUUGUAACUAAUCCUAUCAUUCAUUUUAUGCACAAAAUACCUCCUUUUACUAAAGAUGGCAUUACAAAGAGGCAAAAUAAAAACAGAUUUUAAAGUGUUCAGGAUGUUCAAUAAUUUUCCCUCCAAGUUUUUCUUCCCCUAUCUCAUGCUGUCUUUACCAAAUCUGUCUUGUAGACAAGCUUCUUACUCUACUGUAAAGAUGGAACUGAAUUUAUACCCUACCUCUCAACAAAUACAAGCAUUGGCAUAUGUUGGAAUCUGAACCUUAAUAUCAAGGCUGACACGAACUCUGUAAUGGACCAAAUCAAAACCGCAGAGCUGAAUACACCUGCACCCCAAACCUUAAAAUGUUCAAAAUCCAGAUCUGAAUCUUUCAGCUCAGGCCCAUCUCUACUCUAAAGCUAGUAACUUACUGGCUUCUCAUGGUUCAUUGUGAGUAGUUGUUAACACAUAAGGCUUGAUCCUACUAAGUGGUGAGACCUCAACAUCCACUGACUUAAGGUGAGAAUGAUAAAUAUUAUUUCAGUGAUGCUUUUGUCUCUCUACCCCACAAAUACUGCAGUAUAACGCCUACUUUCAAAUGAUAAGAAAAAUAAGAAACUAACUUCAAUACAUGCACAAUUAUUUGAUGAUUUAAAUGUCUCAAAUUUGGAGACACAUGGGAAAAAAACAGAUGCUAGAGCCUCAAAUUUUAAGACUUCUUGAAUUUCUGUACAAAUGUCUGGUAUUAAAAUGAUCAAAUACAAGUAAAAGCGAAGGGAAAACUCUAAUAUAAAAAGGUGCAGUCACUUUCUCAAACUGUCUAGUAUUGUUGUAAUAACAAAAGGAAAGAAACCAAGCAGUAUAUUUUUAGGAAGAAAUUUUUUUUUAAAGCAGAAAGAUUCAUCGGGUGUCUUCAAAGGCUGUUCCUGAUUGGUUAUGUUUUGAACACUACUCUCUGUUAACACUAAAGAAAUAUGACCUUUGGCAUUCCUUUAUCAAUAGUUUCUGUUUGAAUGCAGGGAAGGGAUGGAAGUAUGCCGGGUUUACACACAUACCAUUUGAAAAAUAUAGUGCUUUACUGAAACCUUAAGUUAUUGUUAAAUAUUGGUGCCUUUAAAAAAAAACCACAAUAGUUCAUAACAAACAAGACGUGCCUGUAAUUUUAUUUAAAUAAAACUGAUU